AUGGUUCGUUGCAUUGUUCUGGUAGCCCUGAGCUUAGCCCUAGGUGCCUCUGCGCUCCCCCAGGCAAACCGGAGAACAGCCACGGAGAAACGCCUUCAGUUCACAAAGAAUGGAACUUUCCAGCUAUCUAUCUUUGAGGACUUACACUACGGCGAAGCGGAGGCCACCGCCUGGGGACCAACGCAAGACGCUGAGACCAAGGUUGUGAUCAACACCGUCCUCGACAACGAAAGCCCACAGUUGGUCAUUCUCAAUGGCGAUCUCAUCACCGGAGAGAACACUUUUUUGUCCAAUGCGACCAACUAUAUCGAUGAGCUUGUAGCGCCUCUCGUGGAUCGCCAGCUCCUCUGGGCUUCUACCUACGGUAACCAUGACAGCGAUUAUAACCUGUCCCGCAGUGCUAUCCUGGAGCGAGAGAAGACCUACUCCAAUAGCCUGACAAAAAGUAUGGUCUCGGGAGCGCUUGCUGGUGUAUCCAACUAUUACCUGCCCGUUUACCCGUCGGACUCAUCUAAAGACACCCCAGCCCUUAUCCUGUGGUUCUUCGAUAGCCGUGGUGGGAACUAUUACCAGCAGCUAAAGAAUGGGAGUCAAGUUCCGCAGCCUUGUUGGGUUGAUGAGUCGGUGGUUGAAUGGUUCAUACAAACCAACACAGAGCUUAGAAAGAAGUAUGGCAGAGUGAUUCCUUCAAUUGCAUUUUACCACAUUCCCGUCAACGCAAUGCUUGCCUUUCAGAAGCAAGGGGUCAACGCGAACUAUGAGCCGGGCAUCAACGACGAUAAUCCUUUAGACCAACAGGGUGAGGCAAGCGGGCAGGGAGAGGUUUCGGGAACUGUGUUCAGCUACGCCGGUCAAGACAUUCCAUUCAUGGAGGCAAUGCUGAACACGGAGGGUCUCCUGGCGACGUUCAGUGGCCAUGAUCAUGGUGAUGACUGGUGCUUUAAAUGGGACUCGAAGCUUCCCGGUAUGAAUCUGACUGGUAACGGGUUGAACCUGUGUUUCGGGCGUCAUAGUGGGUAUGGAGGAUACGGGUCGUGGACUCGGGGAUCACGACAGAUCCUGUUGGACGAGACGACUCUGGAAAAACAGAUCUUGACAUGGGUUCGGUUGGAAGAUGGGUCCGUCUCUGGCAAAGUCAACCUUAACUCUACUUAUGGAGAGGAUUGGUAUCCCUCCGUCACGACAACUUAUACGUGA
Messenger RNA from Aspergillus bombycis, 1197 nucleotides. Its product is annotated as metallophosphoesterase family protein. The record is from RefSeq and is a predicted model, not a curated record. The transcript has 4 exons. Gene Ontology annotation, molecular function: hydrolase activity, acting on ester bonds. Gene Ontology annotation, cellular component: cytoplasm. The coding region runs from base 1 to 1197 and encodes 398 amino acids. NCBI's taxonomy places the organism in Eukaryota, Fungi, Ascomycota, Eurotiomycetes, Eurotiales, Aspergillaceae.